Molecule: messenger RNA, 1813 nt
Organism: Adelges cooleyi (spruce gall adelgid)
Lineage: Eukaryota; Metazoa; Arthropoda; Insecta; Hemiptera; Adelgidae
Product: facilitated trehalose transporter Tret1-2 homolog
Exons: 7
Coding region: 300-1736 (478 amino acids)
Biological process (GO): carbohydrate transport; transmembrane transport
Cellular component (GO): membrane
Molecular function (GO): sugar transmembrane transporter activity
Source: RefSeq, a predicted model, not a curated record
AAUCGUUAAAAUGUGUGUGUGUGUGUACCUUUAUUUAGCAAUUAGCGUUACCCUUAUUUAGGACUUGGGGAUAGGAGUAUAAUUUUAAUUGAAGUGAGUACUGAGUAAUCUAUUAGUUUAGUUUAUGUGUGUUUGUUAAAUAUGACCCGUUGAAUUUCGUCGUUUUAAUAAAUAUACAAUAUAAACCAUCAAUCACACAGCAUAUUCGACUCUUUAGUGUAAGAAAAUAAAGAGGGGAAUGUUCAUGGGAAGAAACUGAUUCCAUCGUAGCGACCGUUUUCGUGUAGUCAUUCGCAGACAUGAAGUCCGAACAAGAACAGACCGGAUCUGGUGCGUUUAAUCUCUACUUGGCAUCAUGUACAGUGAACAUCGGUGCCUUAGCCGCUGGCUGCGCCCUAACCUGGUCGUCGCCGACAAUUCCCAAACUAGAAGAAGGCGAUCCUAGUGCGGAUGGUCUGAUCAUUUCCCGGUCCGAAGGUGGCUGGAUCGGAUCGCUGAUCGCUCUGGGUGCUGCAAUCGGACCACUGAUUGCCGGUGCUUUGAUCGAUCGAUUUGGCCGCAAACGCACAGUGUUGUUCGCCAUGGUGUUGUUCGUCAUCUCGUGGCUGGUCAUUGGUUUUUUCCCGAGAUUGUAUGCCAUCUACGUGGCCAGGGUUAUAGCCGGGGUAGCUGUGGGACUGGUGUACACGGUCAAUCCUUUGUAUAUCGCAGAAAUAGCCGAACCGAGCCUGAGGAGUUCGUUGGGUACGCUGAUGCAAUUUUUCCUGUGCGCCGGUUUCCUAGUGGAGUAUGUGAUCGGUCCUUACACAACGUACUUCCUUCUGGUAAUGGUAUCAGUGGUGCCGCCGUUGCUUUGUUUGGGAACGUUCAUCUGGAUGCCAGAAACCCCUCAGUAUCUGUUGAGGAACCCGGACAAUGAAAAACAAGCACUAGCAUCAUUGCGAUGGCUUCGCGGUAAUCCAGAAGAAGAGUUCCUUACGAAGGAACUAGGCGAAAUGAAGGACUCGUUGGAAAUCACGAUGAAGCAAAAAUCUGGAUUGGGCGAGCUGUUCAGUAGUGUAGUCAACAUCAAAGCUUUAUUGAUCGCUGGCGCCAUGGUAGGUUUCCAACAAGUCAGUGGCAUUAACGUGGUGCUAUUCUACAGUGAAUCUAUAUUCAAAAGUACAGGGUCUAGUAUGUCGGCUAGCCUUAGUACUAUUAUAGUGGGAUCGGUUAUGGUUUUCGCAGCUGCUAUGACUCCACCGCUGGCCAAAAGGUUUGGCAUGAAAGCUCUGUUGUACACGUCAUCCAUAGGAAUGACUGUCACUCUGGGUACUUUGGGUUUGUAUUUCUUCCAGAAGAGUCUAGGACACGACAUGGCAUCGCUGGGCUGGCUUCCUGUAACCAGUCUAGUUCUUUACAUAAUAACUUACUGCUUUGGUUUUGGUCCUCUGCCUUGGGCCAUUAUGGGUGAGAUAUUUCCAGCCAACCUCAAAGCGGUGGCUUCUGCUCUGACUGCGAGCUUUUGCUGGCUACUGGGAUUUAUCCUGACCAAAAGUUUUAUGACGCUGUGCGAUAUAAUAGGAGAGCAUUUUGCAUUUUGGAUGUUCUCCGGUUUUUGUAUCCUCGCUUUCUUAUUCACCAAGUUUUUGUUGCCGGACACUGAGGGAAAAACAUUGCAAGAGAUCCAAGACAUGUUACAAGGCAAGGCGCCUACUUAUGACCAGAAGCCAACCCCAUAUAGCAUAGACACUUAACGAGAUUUAAAUGCCUGCUUUUUGAUUAACUGUGUAUCUACUCUAUGUAUUUACAUAUUAUAAGUAUUUAAUAUUAA